This is a messenger RNA of Cimex lectularius (bed bug), 3840 nucleotides long. Its product is annotated as serine/threonine-protein kinase SIK3-like. The record is from RefSeq and is a predicted model, not a curated record. Bases 170 to 3133 code for a protein of 987 amino acids. Gene Ontology annotation, biological process: protein phosphorylation; microtubule cytoskeleton organization; intracellular signal transduction. NCBI's taxonomy places the organism in Eukaryota, Metazoa, Arthropoda, Insecta, Hemiptera, Cimicidae. Gene Ontology annotation, molecular function: protein serine/threonine kinase activity; tau-protein kinase activity; ATP binding. The transcript has 22 exons. Gene Ontology annotation, cellular component: cytoplasm.
AGUUUCACAGAAGCGGUAGAUUAAAGAAUGCGUAUCUCGAUUUAGUUUUUGCCUUGUUGUCUCAGGGGCAACAGCUGACUUCAGUCCUCGUCGGUCUGACUUCCCUGUCGACAAAUGGAAGAAAGAUAGGGCCGAGUAUUUUCUUUUUAAUGGGUGCGGUUAACUCGUGAUGGACAGAGUGAGUUCAGGCAAGCAGAAGUUCCCAGUGGAACGUUUGGUCCGAGUCGGAUAUUAUGAACUGGAACAGACGAUAGGCAAAGGCAACUUCGCAGUCGUAAAGCUGGCCACUCAUGUCGUUACCAAUACAAAGGUAGCAAUAAAAAUCAUAGACAAAACAAAACUGGAUCAGGAAAAUCUUAAAAAAAUAUUUAGAGAGAUACAGAUUUUAAUGAAGCUCAGACACCCUCAUAUUAUAAGACUGUACCAGGUUAUGGAGACUCCAAAAACCAUCUACCUAGUGACUGAAUACGCUUGUGGGGGUGAAAUUUUUGAUUUCUUAGUAAAAAAUGGAAGACUGCGAGAAAUAGAGGCCUGUAAAAUCUUCCAUCAGAUUGUAGCAGCUGUUAGUUAUUGUCAUUCCAGAAAUGUGGUGCACCGAGAUCUUAAAGCAGAAAAUCUUUUAUUAGAUGCAAAUAUGAAAAUCAAACUUGCAGAUUUUGGCUUCAGUAAUGAAUUCGAAGCAGGUGAUAAGCUAAAAACUUGGUGUGGCAGCCCCCCUUAUGCCGCACCAGAACUUUUUCAGGGUGUCCAGUACGAUGGACCUAAGGCUGACAUAUGGAGCCUGGGCGUUGUCUUGUACGUUCUUGUAUGCGGUUCUCUUCCAUUUGAUGGGAAUACGCUUUGGAGCCUGAAGAAUAAAGUUAUUUCUGGAAUGUUCAGAAUUCCCUUCUUUAUGAGUGCUGACUGCGAGCAGCUAAUUAGACAAAUGCUGCUAAUUGAUCCUGAAAGACGAUUAUCCAUCAAGCAAAUCAGAGCUCACAGAUGGAUGAACCAAGUUUGUCCAGAUCCAAGUUAUGAGGCUGCUGAGGAUAAAAGUUUAGAUUUGGAGCCAAUAAAAAUUAACAAUUCUGUAGUUGAACAUAUGCUACAGUUACCAAGUAUCAACAAAGAACAGAUAAUUGAGGCUGUUAGUAACAACUGCUUUGACCACAUCAGUGCUAUAUACAAUCUCCUUGUUGAUAAGUUGGAAGGAAGGAUUUCUAAUUCACCUGUAGUAAAUACGACUCUUCAGUCAUCAAGAAGAGCCAGUAUUACCACUGGUGUUGUUGAAAGACUGACCCCUGAAAUGGAAACAGCAAUGUCUCCAUUAAUGGUUACUAUGCCUGCUGUUCAUCUACAGGACCAGCUAGAAAAGUUUGAAGGUACGGAAGUUGAUGUGGAUGAUAGGUCACAAGUCGAAAACCAGAACAGUGACCGAUAUCACGUAACAGCCAGGAGGCAUACUGUAGGACCUGGUGAUUCUACUCAUGAACAAGUUCUUGAAGCACAUUACAUGAAGCAAAGUGGCGGUCAAACACUCAAUAUUUUUCCUGAUAUCAAUCUUCCACAGAAUAUCCCACUUGUCCAAUACCAGCCACCGCACAAUUUUACAAUUAAAGAUCAGCAUCUACUCAAACCACCUCCUGUAAUGGUUGGAGGAUUUGGAAGAAGGGCCUCAGAUGGAGGUACACAUCUUCAUAGUUACUCGCAAAGAGCUGCCAGUGAGCCAGGGAGUCAGGAAGAACUUCAGCUUCUACAACCUGGCAGUCCAGCCUUGGAACAAAGAUCCCAGCCUAUAAAUGUAGCAAAUAUUGAUAGCCCUUUAGAUCAAUCAUCCGGUACUGACGAAUUAUCCCCAGAUUCAUUUGCAGUAACAAGGUAUAUGGAAGGAAGGGGGUGUAAUAAAAGACAUACAGUUGCUACAGGACCCGAUGAAACACAUAGAUUGCAACAAACAGGACAACCGAGGAUGAGAAGAUCUGGUUUACCUACAGUCACUGAAAGACCACCAGUCAUCAGCCCUGAACUGGUGAUGGAGGUUGAGGCUCGGAUGGGCCGGUCUUACUACACGCCACAAGGUUACCAGACUGGCGCUCCUUCGCUGGCUCCUCAACUGCAAGCUCAAUCUUCAAGGACAAGAUUUUGGAAGCACUACCUUCUUCCUACGGUCCAGGAGGCAAACAAUUAUAAAAUUGGGGGAAGAGAUAGUCUAAAAGAGACUGUUCACUUUCCUGGUGAAAGAUAUUCUCCAGUCAGAAGAGCGAGUGAGGGCUCAAAUCAUUACAUUUCAAACUCUGAUCAUUCGUCUCUCAGGUCAUUACAACUAGAACACCAACAGCUGCAGAAAAAUAACAGCUUUGGGGGUGAUUUAUUAGUAGCAGCAGAACUCCAACUUAGACAUACAAUUGACAUACAGCAAAUGAGAGCAAGUCCUUCUCCCUCUCCUCCUCAAGUGAUUUCUGGCGGAGUUUCUCCUCUCACUCCUUCAGGCUCUCCUAUUCAUUAUUCUGGUGUGAGAUAUCCAGAAAAUCCUGCUGGAGGUCUUUCUCAGCAUUUCCAGAGCUUACAACUACAACCUGAUAUGUUCAAUCCAAAUCCAAAUGGAGGUUUGAUACCACAAGGGGCAUCAAGCAAUUAUCAGUACAACAGUCAAAAUGGAAAUCAAGCACCGCUCGAUCUUAGAAUUAAUGUCCACCCAAGUCCGUCACCACCACUCACUAGGAUACAAGAAGAAGAUUGGCCUGGAGAAAAAUUGGGAUACAGUUCAAGAAUCCAACCGGUAAUAUCAGUUACAGAUUCAGAAGGUGAAGUAUGGCCUAGUUUAAUGACCAACCACCAGCCUCCUCUCCUUGCCUCAGAGGCCCUACAAAAGACUGUUUCUGGGUCAUUCCAAGUGUCAUUAUCAGAAUUUUGCUCCAAUUUAGCAGCAUCAGAAGUGAUUUCCCUUUUACAAAAAACUGUUAGUGCCAUAGCUCCAAGUGAAUUUCAUUGUUACACUAAAGAUGGGCCGGCAUUAGCACUUCAGAGUCCAUCGGGUCUUCAUGUUGAAUUACAGGUUGAGAGGAAUGCACAACUUAAAAUGAGGCGAAUUUCAGGAGAUCAGGGGCAGUACGCUGACCUUUGUCACCAGCUGGUCGCUUGUAUGACUAGCUAACAAAACCCUAUCACUUUAUGAGAGACAUCUAGUCACUACCUAAACUGAUACACACAAGCGACUUCAGUUUUUUUGUUUGUUUUUUAAAUCACAUAAUUUUACUCCCUUUGUUAGGUUUCAUUUUUUGUGAUCUCAACCAACCAUUGGCUGUGAACAAUUUUCCAACCCAAGUUAAAUCUAUUCUUUUCUCAACUGGAAAAUAUCUAUAAGUUAGUUGUCAUUCCAUUUCUAUUAUUGUUGAUUUUUUUUUGUUUUAAUCUUUUAUGAAUUUUAAAUACUUUCUAUAUUUCUGUAGAUUUGUUAAUUGCUAAUCAACUUUUAUGUUCAUUUCAGUGGACAUUUAAACUUUAUUCAAUAGCAAAAUUUGUACAUAAAAAUACAGUAAAUCAGGACAUUGCUACAACUUUUAUUUAAUUAUGUUGUCAUGAGAAUAAUAAUAAAAGUAAAAAAAUAAAUAAAAAUUACAGCAAGUACAUAGAGAAGUUAAUAUGCUUGUAAUUUUUAUCUUUGGCAUAUUUUUUAUCUGCAUGCCGUUAUUUUUAUUUUGUACGCUUUCAUUUUGUCUUCAAAGCAACAAAUUAUUGAUUUAGAUGGAAUGUCCAUUGUUAUUAGUAAUUACCUAAUGUAAAAUAUGAAUAUAAUGUAUAUAAUGUACAUAUUAAAAGUAUCAUGUAUAUUCAUGCCCAAUAAAUAAAUCAAAGUAAAAA